CAGAAACAUUAAUUACGUACUAAGAGUUUGUGUUUCUGCUUCAUGAAACAGGGUGUUAUGAUGAAACAUUAAAUAGCGUUACUAUUAAAUUCUGCUAAGUUUACUUCAGCCUUUAAGGAUGGAAGCAAAGACACCAACAUUGUCGAAAACGUUUAUAUUAUUUUCCGUAUGUGCCAUAUGGGGACUCGUCUUCAUUUUACAGAUUAAUAUCCUGCGAGAUGCUACUAUAUGGAAAGAGAAACUUUGGCGAAUGUUCACAAUUUCGGAGUGGGAUUGGGAUUUGGAAGCUAACAAUAGUAGUUCGGUAAUCACAUGCAAUCGUUCUGAUAAAAAUUUUGAUUUGUGUAAAAUGAAUGGUCCAACACUUUUGGAUAAAAAUUCAUUAACUAUGUUUACAUUGGGCCACCACAUAAGUACCCAACCUCACACAAUUGAGAAAAUUCGUCCUUACCCUCUAAAGCCUGAUAAAAUUGCAAUGUCCUAUGUUAGAGAAUUAAUUCUGACAUCAGCACCACCAAAAUCAUUAUAUUGUGAUGUGAAACAUCAUAGUCCAGCAUUAGUGUUCAGUGCAUCCGGGUACAACGGAAAUUUUUACCAUGAAAUAAAUGAAAACAUUAUACCACUCUACAUCACAAUUAAUUCUCUAUAUCCUAAUCAAGAUGUAAUACUUGUGAUUAUGGAUGGUCAGGAUUGGUGGUACCAAAAGUAUGAGGAUUUGUUAUCCGCAUUUAGUCCCAACCAUAAGUUCAUCAACUUUAAUAACCUAACAACUACUCAUUGUUUUCCAUCAGCAACCCUAGGGUUGAUUAAACAUGGACCCGUUACCAUAGACCCUAAAUUGUUACAACCAUACCCUAAAACCCUAAUUGAUUUCCGUGAAUUUCUAAGAAGUGUAUAUAUAAAAAAUGAUACUAGUCAAUUAGUGGAUCCCAAUGACAAUAAGGGUAAGCCACGUCUCGUAUUGGUGACUAGAAAGGGAAAUGCUAGACGUGUGAUUUUGAACGAAGAAGAAGUCGUUAAGGUAGCUGAAGAUGUAGGGUUUAAUGUAAAAGUGUUUGAGCCAUCAAGAGAUUUCUCAAUGGCUAAUACUUUUAGGUUGAUUGAUUCAAGUGAUGUUAUGUUAGGGGUGCAUGGUGCAGGCUUAACACAUUUGGUGUUCCUUAGAAAAGGUUCGGUUAUGUUUCAAGUGGUGCCUAUUGGGCUUAAUUGGGCCUCGGAAACUUAUUAUAACAAACCAACUCGGUUUUUGGGUUUGGAAUAUUUAGAGUACAAAAUACAGGCAAAUGAAAGCAGCUUAUCAUGGGAGUAUGGAGCUGAUAGCUUAGUCAUCAAGGAUCCAAAAGCUUAUACCGAGGGAAAAUGGGAUAAGCAACUAGUAUAUUUGAAGAAACAAAAUGUCAUCAUUGAUACAAUUAGAUUUAGAAAAUACUUGAUUCAAGCAUAUAAUAAGGCUAAGAUAUUUAUCAAUACUACUAGUUAGCUUGCUAGUUAGUUUUUUUUUUUUUUUUUUUAAGCAUUCCUCUAUACCCUCUCAUUCUCAUUUUCUAUUUGGCUGUAUAAUGAUGGGAAUCCUAGUUUGUUAACAUUAUGCAUUUUUGUUGGAAUUAACUAUUAUUAUUGUC
Molecule: messenger RNA, 1622 nt
Organism: Cicer arietinum (chickpea)
Lineage: Eukaryota; Viridiplantae; Streptophyta; Magnoliopsida; Fabales; Fabaceae
Product: xylan glycosyltransferase MUCI21-like
Molecular function (GO): glycosyltransferase activity
Source: RefSeq, a predicted model, not a curated record